UUAGAAACGCAACAAUCACACUACAGUGUUUACGUGUGCGCGCACGUGUCUGGGAAGUCCUACACGCUCACGACGCACACAGACUGGCGGCGCGCCCCCGUUUGAAUACCGGCUUGAGCCGGUAACGAGCUGCCAAACCAGACAGGAAAUAAUUCAAAGAAGACAAAAGGCAGAACGAAAUUUCGCUAAAGAAAUAUAUAUUUUUAUUUUAUUUUAUUUUUUCUCCAAAUAGUCUAUUUGUUUUUGGAGGAGCGAAUGAGUUAAAUAUUUAAAUUGUAACAUAUAAACGCCUUUAUAUAUUUUUUUUAAUUGUUAAUUAUUGCUCCGAUCAGACUUGAUGGCUAGAUUUUCUUGCUGGUUUACAUAUAUUAAAAUGAGGACGAAAUAGAAAAGGCGAUUUAUUUAUUUUUUUCACCUCCUUUUCCACUCAACUACCGGCAGCCAGCUGCAGCCAUGAGGGUCCCCGCUGUGCAGCGUUGUUUGGGUCCGAAUGUUUACUCGGAGGUGCCCGAUGGAGGCUGGGGCUGGGCUGUGGCUUCGGCCUUUUUCCUGGUGGAGCUGUGCACCUACGGGACCCUGAAGAGUCUGGGCGUCUUCCUCCAGGACCUGAUGGAGGAGUUCGGCGAGAGCAACAGCCGCGUCUCGUGGGUCAUUUCCAUCUGCGUCUUCAUCUUCACCUUCACUGCUCCUCUGUCCACGAUGCUGAGCAACCGCUUCGGUUAUCGUCCAGUGGUCAUGAUGGGAGGUUUUCUCAUCAGCCUGGGCACCAUCACCUCCGCCUUCACCAACUCCAUCAACGAGAUGUACAUCACCAUCGGAUUCGUCUCAGGCUUCGGCUACUGCCUCGCCUUCCUCCCCACCGUCACCCUCCUAGCCCAGUACUUCUCCAGACGCCGAGCCCUCGUCACCUCCGUCGCUUCCUCGGGAGAAUCCUUCGCCAUCUUUGCGUUUGCUCCAGCCUUCACUAUACUGAAGGGACACAUCGGCUGGCGCUACUGCCUCGUAAUUCUCGGCACCAUUCAGGCGUCGGUGAUCGUCUGCGGCCUCCUCCUCCGUCCAAUCAUCAUCAAGCCAGAGCCUCCGAAGAAGGACGACGAAUCAGACAAAGACUCUCUGUCUCUGAAACGGCUGCAGGCGGUUUACGAGCUGGAGAACGAACAAACCAGGACCUCCAUCAGUUCGGGGGUGUCCCGGGGUUCGGAGGACUCCGGCGUCACCUCCCUGUCCUCCUCAAAUGCCGACCUGAGGGCGGCCGGAGCAGAGGUCAAGGCUCCGGCGGAGCUGGACGUGCAGGACAAAGAGGGUGAAGAGAAGUUGUUGUCCACGGCUCCUGCAGAGAAGGACGGCGUGGAGGGAGCUGAGGUAGAGGCGGGUCCUCUCCAGCCCCCCCGCCACAAGCUCCUGGACUUCUCAGCGCUCAAAGACUGCGCCUUCAUCUGGUACUCGCUCUUCGGCCUGUUCGCCACGCUGGGCUUCUUCGCCCCACAGCUCUACAUCAUCGAGCUGAGCAAGAGCCGAGGCGUGGAGCCCGACAUGGCCUACUACAUGCUCUCUGUGAUGGCCGUGGCCGAGAUCUUCGGCCGCCUGUCCAUCGGCGUGGUGCUGAACCGAGUGCGCUGCAGGAAGACCCUGGUGCUGCUGGUGUGCGUGGUCCUCAUGUGCCUGGACCUGGUGGCCUUCACCGUCGUGUGGGAGUUCUGGGGUCUGGUGGUCUGCUCCGCCCUCUACGGCUACUUCAUGGGCACCGUGGGCUCCACUCACAUCCCCAUGCUGGCUGAAGAGGACGUGGUGGGAAUCCAGAGGAUGCCGUCGUGCGUGGGAGUGUACGUCUUCAUCCAGAGCUUCGCCGGACUCGCUGGGCCACCGCUGGGAGGUGUGUUGGUGGAUCACACUCACAACUACGGGGCCGCUUUCUACUCCUGCGCCGUGGGAAUGGGGCUCAGCGCCAUCUGCCUGGCUAUGGUCGGUCCGGCCAAGUCCGGCACGUGUCUGAGACGGAGAGGAAACAAAGAGAAAGAGGAGACGCUGGAGGAAACGGAGAAAAUGUCUCAGGACAGCGACCAGCUGGACUUCCUGGAGGUGGACUUGGCCCUGGAGGACAGUCCCACGAGACGCGCCGAGGACGACACCUCUGUCAUAUAAGCCCGACAACGACACGACAAACGAGCAAAACAACGGACAAGGACGAAUCCUGAUGGUCGGAGGCUGCUGCUGCCGCUGCUGCUGCUGCUGGACGCACAUCUCAGGUGUCACUCUCACACUUUCCAACAAGCUUGAAACUCACUUCUUCCCAGGAAGGAACCGUCUCUCGUCUGAGACCAAAGACGCAGUGUUACGCACGCAGCCAUUCAACACAAUAGAGUGUACAAUAGAGAGCCAAAGACCUGACCCUGAUGUUUCCACUCAUCACCUCCUUUAAAAUGAGCCCAACGCCACAGCUCCCAUCAAAGAAACCUGCAACUGUUUUCAUCAGACCCUCAGACUCGUCCCAAUGAAUCUCAUGACCGAAUGUUGAGAAAAGACUCCUGGAACCGAACCCCUUCAUGUCGAACGUCGCUGUCACUUGCUGCGUUUCCUUCACCCCUAGAAAUACGCAAAACCUAAAUAUAUCACAAUAAAACAACCGUAAUGAAAUCGGCUACAUUUUGAAAAAAAUUCAAAUAUCUAAAGUUAAAGCACAUAAGCUCUAAUGAGGUGGUUUUACAGAUGUAUCGAUGUAAAAGUGUAUCACAAAAGUGCAAAAGAUGCAUUUCCCCGUCAACCGUCGUCACUGGAAACCACGCAGGGGGUCAUGUGACCAGUUCAUUUGAGAAUUAUGGGAUAUAUAACAAAACGAGACUCAGCUCAUUCGCAAAACACCUUUAAAUGGAAACAUGUAGAAACUUUAUUGAAAUAUCUUUUUUUUUUUUUUUUGGGAACGCAGCUACUGUCGACCCCGCUGCUCAGUGUUUAGACCCAGACCUUCACCAUGUGUCCCUGCAGUCAUUCCCACUGAACACGUUUGUUUUGUCGAUGGACCUUUGACACCUGCCUGUCGUUCUUCUGAAACGUGCGACGAGUUAAAACCCACUUUGUGGCUUUAAAUGUUAAGUAGAGGCUGGAGCACGUGAUGCAUGGACCGUGCUACCGUACGUCUAAGGGGGUCCGGGUCCAGGUGUGUCCCUCUGCUGCUGGAGGUUGUGGGGUUCAUUCAGCCACAAAGCCUCAGCUCCACUCCCACAGCCCUUAAUCCUGCACUGAUCUCCGUGGAUCCUUCUCCUUCGUAUCUGUUGUCACGAUGUAAACUGACACAAACUGAAAAGCAAUGAAUGACGAAACAGUAGAACUUGAUUUACACGUCAAUGCAAACGCUCCUUAAAUACAGCACACGUCACAAAUGUAGAACAAGAGAUGAACAUGUGUGUAUUUAUGUGUGUGCGUGCGCACGUGUAUGUGUGUGUGUGUGUGCGUGUGCGUGUGCAUGUGUGUAGAGGACAGAUAUAAACAGGAGAGUCUAACAUGAAGCACCUCCACAACCUGACUUGAAGCUAGUUCACAAACCUUUUUCCUAAAUCACUGUAUGAUCUUUAUUUAAAGCGUUUUUAACAAUGAUAUCAUUUUAAAAAUUUAUUUUUUAUUUUUUAAUGGAGUGCCAGGCGGGUUCCUGCCUGUUAAGUGCUGUACCACUUUCAUUAUGGAUGUUUUUUUUUCUUCCUUUUUUUAAAAAAAUAAAUAAAUAAAUGCUCCAAACUGA
Mugil cephalus (flathead mullet) is the source of this 3733-nucleotide messenger RNA. It is a transcript of the gene slc16a6b, whose product is annotated as solute carrier family 16 member 6b. Lineage: Eukaryota; Metazoa; Chordata; Actinopteri; Mugiliformes; Mugilidae. Gene Ontology annotation, biological process: transmembrane transport; monocarboxylic acid transport. The coding region runs from base 454 to 2142 and encodes 562 amino acids. Gene Ontology annotation, molecular function: monocarboxylic acid transmembrane transporter activity. The record is from RefSeq and is a predicted model, not a curated record. The transcript is spliced from 6 exons.